AUGGCAACGCUAGCGUAUCCUAUGGAGUGCCCUUGCUGCGAAUCCACUCUUCACUCACUGGAUGAUCUGAAAACACACCUACGAACUCGUCAGGCCCAGGUUCAAGCGCUUGAGAACCAGCUUUUUCGUAUUAUUGAACGAGCCGAGCCUAGUACCUCUGAGGCUAUAGAGGAUACACAGACGACAGACACCGCAGAUACAGGACCUAAUGAGGCGGAUUCCCCGUCAGAGACACCUCAGCUAAAACAGGAACUGGUGACGCCGGAGGAUAACCUCCGGGAUGACUCUGAAUCCAGCCACAUCGGCGAUUAUUUCAUCGAUCAGUCCGAGAAGGACUUUAGGCAAUUGCUUAAGGGUGGGUCUCCACAGUAUAUCGAUUCUUACAGAGUAUCUCCCGAGAAAUACUGUUUCGAAUUGCGUGUUGCUUUCAAAGAGGGGACUGGACAACCUGUCCAUCACUGGAUUCCAGAGGCCACGGUUCAGAAGUUUGACAACGCUGCUGUUUGCACAUACUGGCAUGCCCGCGUGGGCCCUGACGGAAGACCUGCAGGGCGCCCCUACGACGAAGUUGAUCUCGAAGUCCUCAAGAUUGUUGGAUAUAAGGACAGGAACCAAGAAGACUUUUGGGUUCAGACUGUAGGAGAUCCUAUCCUCCACCCCGAUCUCAUACCGACAAUCGAGAAAUGGUCAGAGGAUCCGGAAGAACCAGAAGGUAAAGCCUUGUUCCGAUACAGGCCUACCUAUAUGACCGUUGCCGAAGUGCGGAACAGAUGGCCCCGCCAAUACGAGCACUGGCUGAACAGGCCAAAGCGCCGAGAGGACCGCAAGGCUCUCCAAGUGCUCUAUGGCCACCGAGAAAACCCAAACUACCAGCGAUUUGAGAUCUCCAGGCUCGCUUUCAACUGGGCUCCGACAUGGUGUGACGAGAGAAUUGUGCAUAAUUCGCACCCGUUUGCUCUCAUUACCUAUUACAAGAGCGAUCCAAAUGUGCGAACAGGAGGGAAUGACACCUCGCUGAUCCCACCCAGACUUUUUAAAAUUGUGCGAUGGCGGAGGGAUGAAGACGGAGAGCUCUUUUUUACCUACCAGAAGAUAGGAGAGUCUGAGCUUGAGGAUGACUUGGAGGAGAGAGGUCUAAAAGAUAUGCAACAGCUUGACAAGAAGAUGCUUAACGUAUACAGAAAGAAAAAUAAGAUAUAA
Fusarium musae is the source of this 1200-nucleotide messenger RNA. RefSeq lists its product as uncharacterized. The record is from RefSeq and is a predicted model, not a curated record. The coding region runs from base 1 to 1200 and encodes 399 amino acids. NCBI's taxonomy places the organism in Eukaryota, Fungi, Ascomycota, Sordariomycetes, Hypocreales, Nectriaceae. The transcript is spliced from 2 exons.